AUGAGAUCAACGAUUAUUGCUGACAACAUCACCCCUGAAGACAUGAAGGCAAGGGCUAUGAUUUUCAUCAGGAAACAUAUGGAAGAAGCACUCAAGGUGGAAUAUUUAGCUGAAGAAGACCCACGAUCUCUUUGGGUCGCUCUAGAAGAGCGAUUCAACCACCAAAGGGCCAUCUACUUGCCGGAAGCAAGGCACGAUUGGCAGAACAUACGUUUCCAAGAUUUCAAGACUGUCAAUGAGUAUAACUCUGAAAUCUGCCGGAUUCGGUCACUCCUAAAAUUCUGUGGAGAAGAGCUCACAGAAGCCGACCUACUGGAGAAAACUUUCUCCACCUUCCCACCUUCCUGUAUGGUCCUGCAGCAACAAUACAGGGAAAGAAACUUUGCUAGAUUCUCCGAAUUAAUCACCAUCCUGUUGCUCGCUGAAAAGAACAACAACCUACUUCUGAGGAAUGAUCAAGCAAGGCCCACCGGUACUAGAGCAAUUCCUUUGCCUGAAGCAAAUACUAUUGCCCAUCACGAAAAUAAUCGUGGAAGGAGGAACCGGGGCCGUGGAAGGGGAAGAAGGUCUGAACGUCCAAGGCAUGGAAGGAGAAAUGGGCCCAGAAAUGGCCCAUAUGAUCGUGACCACCCAGGCAAUGGCCCAAGGGGUCGAGGAGGACGUGGACAAGGCCCACGUGGUGGAAACCGAAAUGGCCAAGUCCGACAAGCUCAAAUUAGAGAGAACCCUGGUCCGGCCCGUCGCCCUCAAAAUCAGCAUAAUCUAUGUUAUAGAUGUGGAGGCACUGACCAUUGGUCCCGCACCUGUCGUGCAACAGAUGAAGAGAUAGGAGAGUAUCACGCCAGACGCGGAACUCGAGAGGCCAACCUUGUGGAAGAGUCAGUCCCUAUGGAUACCACCUUGGAGAUUACUGAUUUCCAAGCAGCCAAUGGAUACAUCGAGGAUUGA
This is a messenger RNA of Rosa rugosa (rugosa rose), 948 nucleotides long. RefSeq lists its product as uncharacterized. The coding region runs from base 1 to 948 and encodes 315 amino acids. Gene Ontology annotation, molecular function: nucleic acid binding; zinc ion binding. NCBI's taxonomy places the organism in Eukaryota, Viridiplantae, Streptophyta, Magnoliopsida, Rosales, Rosaceae. The transcript has a single exon. The record is from RefSeq and is a predicted model, not a curated record.